AUGAAGGAGAGUAAUGUCAAGCAAACAGUUGAGCCACUCAAGAGUAACACAUCUCUGUUAGGUUCAAGCAAGGAAAGAUUGGUCGCCACUGUUCAAAAGCAAAGGAUUGUUUGCAAGGAGCUUGAAGGUCGGAUUGCUGAACUGGAAAAAGAAAUUGAAAGGAACAGCAUUCCUAUUGAUGAGACCAUGGAGAAAGAUAUCUUGGCAAUUCUCGCUGAUGGUGGUGAUGAAGUAAACCCACAUGUGAACGUUUUCUGGAAGCAACAAAGAAAACUACUAUCAAUGCCAAAAUUUGGACGAAGGUACCACCCUCGCAUUAUCCGUUUUUGCCUGUCUGUUCACGCCAAGUCCCCAGCGGCUUAUAGAGAACGGUGA
Paramuricea clavata is the source of this 375-nucleotide messenger RNA. NCBI's taxonomy places the organism in Eukaryota, Metazoa, Cnidaria, Anthozoa, Malacalcyonacea, Plexauridae. The record is from the annotation of a GenBank genome assembly.